CGGUGCUGCAACGCACCGUGAGCCUCCGACGGAAGAUGCGGGGCAAGACGCGGGACGAGGGAAUGAAGACGGGCUGGCUGUACCGCGGUCAGCGCGGGCCGCUCUACGAUACAGUGCCCCGACCCAGCUCCGCCGACCAGACACAGGUGCUGCCACGCCGCGGCCGCAGACGCAACUACGGCGUCACCAAACUGCCGCCAGAGGACAGGGCAGUCGAGGACUGUGUGUCGCGGUUCGCGGAGCGAUAUGGACCGGUGUCGGUGAAUGGAACGAUGCCACAUCCACCUGUGGAUUCGAUAUGGGUUGGACCUCCACGAAAGAGCUGGCAUGGGGAUGAUUCAUACUCGCCACAUGAGGACUCGCUCGACCGAGGCGACACCUAUGAUAAUGCCUUCUAUGACGGCGAUGGUAGCGUCAUCUACAAUCCAAGCUACACGGAAACCUUGCCAAAGCCUGGUGCUGCCAUCUACGCUGACUCCGGGGCUACCACACAAGUUUACGUCAAUGGGGUCCACGUGCUAUGCAUGAACAAUGAGCCCUACAACGAGCGAAAUAUCGACGAAGAGAUCGCUGCACGAUCGAGAGACGCUUCUGACGAGCCCCCGUACGCUCAGCCUCGGAAACUAGCAGAACGAGACCUCUGUAACAACUGGAUCGGCCGGGAAUCGAGCCCUCGGCGGCGCAGUCAUAGCCCGGAGCCAGAGCCGGUGCUGGGACCAGAGCCGGAGCCGGGCUACUGUGUCAUGGUACCGGUGCGCACCCCCUGCCCCGCCUACCGUCCCCCUCCAGAGGUCACUGUAUCCUCCCACCGACCUGUGACGUCAUCCAACUGCUCCCCCGCCUCCUCGGACCUGCCACCGCUGACGUCACAGUCUCCACCGAUGACGUCACGCUCUCAACUAGCCUCAUCACCACCCGACCCACCAAACGCCCCAGCGGAUUCCUACGCCUGCCUGCGACGAAGUUACACAAACUUCUACACGGAGGACGAGCUACGAGGGUUGGUGGACAGUUCCGAUCGAGACACCAUCCCUCGCGGAGGUGACAGUAGGCGGGGCAGCGAUGGCAGUGGUGGCAGCAAUGACAGCGGCGGAGGACAGCGGAGGAAGCCGGGGGUGGCCUCCGGUCGCUGGGCGGCCCGACUCCGUGAGGGCAGCUACGCCAGGAGGAAGGCCCGGACUCGCAGCGUCGAUAGAGCUGUUGGCACGGACAGGAGUUCGGAGGAGUGUCCGGAGGAGGCCGGUCUGAGGAGGAGGAGGCGGUCCGGGUCAGCCGAGCCGUGUCAGUGCUCCGCCUGCUCCGAGGAACACUCAUCACUGUCAGACACGGCCUCGUCCAACGAGGCGGCCACGCUGCACCAGCGUCUGCGCUCUCUGAGCUCCGAGCUGGUGACGCUGCGCAGUCGGCUCCACGUCACGCCGCCGCCGCAGCCGCCCGCCGCGCCGCCCCCGCCCCCGCCCGCCGGCCAGCCGCCCCUGCCCCAGCCGGCGGCGCCGCCGCCACAGCCGCCGCCGCCGCCCCCGCCGCACAAACCUGUGCUCGCUACUGAUGCGGGAAGCGGCAAGUUGUCGCGGCUCUCGACAGGUGGCAGCAGCAGCGGCGGCGGUGCCGGCGGCGGCGGCGGCAGCAGCAGCGCGGCGGCCACCGCUCCUUCCCUCAGAGAGUUGGAGGACCUGACACACCUCGAGGGACCUCUCACCGAACAUGCCGUCCUGCGGUGUCUCCACGCCCGCUUCCAGGACUGUCAGUUCUUUACGAACGUCGGGUCAAUCCUCAUCUCCCUCAACUCUUACAACGACCUCGGGAACCCGCUGACCCUGACGUCAACACGGGCGGUGGCCCAGGCCCCUCAGCUGCAGCGCGUGGUCAACGAGGCGGUCCGACAACAGAGCGAAACCGGAUACCCGCAGGCCAUCAUACUCUCUGGCUCCAGCGGCAGCGGCAAGACGUACGCCUCCAUGCUGCUGCUGCGUCAGCUGUUUGAUGUGGCCGGAGGCGGGCCAGAGACGGACGCGUUCAAACAUUUAGCGGCCGCGUUCACCGUGCUCCGCUCGCUGGGUAGCGCCCGCACCACCUCCAACUCCGAGUCUAGUCGCAUUGGCCACUUUAUCGAGGUUCAAGUCACUGACGGCGCUCUCUAUCGUACAAAAAUCCAUUGCUACUUCCUGGACCAGACGCGCGUGGUGCGUCCGCUGCCCCGGGAGAAAAACUACCACAUCUUCUACCAGAUGCUGGCCGGACUGAGCCCCGAAGAGAGAGUGCGCCUGCACCUGGACGGCUACUCGGUGUCCUCUCUGCGCUACCUGCACCAGGGCGAGGUGCGCCAGGACGUUCAGGAGGACGCGCGCCGCUUCCAGGCCUGGAAGGCGUGUCUGGGCGUGCUCGGUAUUCCGUUCCUGGACGUGGUCAGGGUGCUGGCCUCGGUGCUUCUCCUGGGAAAUGUGACCUUUGUCGACCGACCCGGCACGGAGGUGGAGAUGCAGAGUCCCCAGGAGCUGCAGUCGGUGGCCGCCCUGCUCGGGUUCAGCCCGGCCGCCCUACAGAGGGGUCUGACAUCACGGACUCACAAUGUCAGAGGACAGCUGGUGCGAUCCCUGAGUGAUGGCAACAUGGCCAGCAUGACUCGCGACUCGCUGGCCAAGGCUCUCUACUGCCGCACCGUUGCCACGAUCGUCCGGCGCGCCAACUCUCUGAAGCGGAUCGGCUCGGCGUCCGGCACCCUGAGCUCCUCCGACGACUCGCACGUACACUUUGACGCUCAGUCGGCGCACGCUUCCACCGUCGGCACUGCCGGCAGCCGCGCCAGCAAGAGCAUGAGCGUACUGAACUCGGCGGUCAGACAUGCUACAGAUGGAUUCAUCGGGAUUCUGGACAUGUUUGGAUUUGAGGAUCCCAAGCCCUCGCAUCUGGAGCACCUGUGUAUCAACCUGUGCUCGGAGACUAUGCAGCAUUUCUACAACACACACAUCUUCAAAUCGAGCCUGGAGUCGUGUCGGGAGGAGGGUAUUGUCUGCGAGGUCGGGGUCGAGUACGUCGACAACGUGCCCUGUAUCGACCUCAUCAGCUCGCUGCGCACGGGUCUCCUCUCCAUGCUGGACAUCGAGUGCUCGGUUCGCGGCUCGCCCGAGUCGUACGUGCAGAAGGUGCGUGUUGCGCACAAGAACAACCCGCGUCUUCUGGACCCCAGCCCGGGCCAGACAGGCGGGUUCAGCGUACAGCACUACGCCGGCCGCGUGGCCUACACGGCGGCAGACUUCCUCGAUACCAACCGCGACUGCGUGCCGGACGAUCUGGUCUCCGUCUUCCACAAGCAGAACUGCAGCUUCGGCUUCGCCAGCCACCUGUUCGGCUCGGAGCUGAAGGCUCUCUACAGUCAGGAUACAGUGCCGCGGGGAGUCAGCUUCCGGAUCAGCCCUACGAGUCACACUGAUCUCCAAAACGGAGACGAGCCAGUAUCGACCCUCACCCAGGACUUCCACACGCGUCUGGAUAACCUCCUGCGGACUCUGGUGCACGCCAAGCCUCACUUCGUCCGCUGCGUGAAAGCAAACGACUCGGAGCAGCCACUGAUGUUUGAGCGGAUCACCGUGAUGAGACAGAUCAGGUCGCUGCAGCUGCUGGAGACGGUCAACCUGAUGGCUGCUGGCUACCCGCACCGGAUGAGGUUCAAGGCGUUCAACAGCCGCUACCGCCUGCUGGCGCCGUCCAAACUCCUUCGGCGAACUGAAGACAAGGCAGUGGACGACUGUCGCACCAUCCUGGACAGCUUCAGCGCGACGCUGCUGCCAUCUGUUGAGCGACAGGAGAACGUCAGCACCGGCUGGGCGCUCGGGAAACGGCACAUCUUCCUGACGGAGGGUGCGAGGCAGCAGCUGGAGCGGCGCCGUGAACAGAAACGGAACGCGGCCGCCGUGCUGGUGCAGAGCACGUGGCGGGGGUGGCACGUGCGCCGCCGGUGGCCGCAGAUGCGCCGAAACAUGGAGCACCGCCAGAGGAACAAGUCGGGACCGCCGCGGCCCCGGCCGCAGCCCAUCGCUGGCACGCCACCUCCCGAAGCCCUGGAGCGCUGCGACCAGCGCACCAUUCAGCAGACGUGCUCCCUGUUCGGGCUGGAUUUGGAGAGGCCGCCGCCGCUGCCCCGGGCGCGCUCCUACACCGUGGCCGGCAACAAGAAGAUGGGCUACCCGCAGGGACGCAUCAUGAAGAUGACCUAUCCUGAGGGCGGAGGCGAGGUGACGCUUCUGAAGGGUGAGAAGGUACUGGUGGUGGGAGCGGCCACCCGGCGCGGUCACCUGCUGGUACAACAUCCGUCCGGUACCAUCGCCGUACCGUACCAGUACAUGGAGCUGAAACCGCUCCCGGCGCCCACCUGAGUACACCGUGCGGAAGGCGACCCCACGCGUCGGGUCUCUGGUGUAUCCCCCGGUUUUCGGUCCGCGUGUGCGUUCGUGGCUCGUUCCCGAUUUGUGCUUUUGUUGUGUGUUGUUUUGAUGUGCUCCAAGGCAUGGCUAAGUACGCAGGAACGUGGUGAAGCUAGGCCAACGGGUGGUUUGAGCCUGACUUCGCCUCGUAGAACGCAAGGCUUUGAUGGACGCCAGUAGAAUCACAACACGACGUGAAUUAGGGGUGUUUGGUCAUGGCGAGUCAAUAAUACUCAGAGUGGAGCAGAGAUGAUGCCACGACAAAUAUCACGAAUCCGUUCCAACUGUGCCAAAUCGAUUGUUGAUCCGCAGUCGCCAUGAUAUCUAGAAGCGAUCCGUUAUAUCGAUUAGCACACCAACCGACUCGCAGUUCUCUCAAGGUGCCAAGGUAGCUCACACGAAGCUCUGGCACGACGUUAGUCACCAAUGGCCGCCCGUAGCCGGCUGGUGCUCGCGUCACCAAUCGGACCUCACUAUUCUCCGGUAUUUGUGCUCCCGUUUGUGUGUGUGGCUGCUGUGUGUACUGUUUGAGUGUUCCAUGUAUUUCACUGGGAAUGCAUUUAGCCUGAGGUUUUGCUCAAGAGUGAAUGUAAAUAUUGUUCUGUCGUAAUGUAUUCGGUGAGCAUUAUUUGUGUGUUAAAUAUUUUCUAGCGUCACCGGCUUGGUGUUACGUAUCUAUGGUGUAGUAUUGCCGGUCUUUGUCCGUCUUUAAGCUGGACAGGAAAACGCUCCUGCCUGUCAUCCGUCCCAAGCAUACAACGUACAUUGUUCCUCAAUGCAAGUGUCGAUUGCAAUGAAAUAUUGCUCCAGUCGUUAAUAAAAAUUGACAAAUCAAUUGAGUGUUUUUCUUUCAUAUCGUUCGCAAUUUUAUAUCACCGUUCGUUCGAAACUACUCAACUCAUGCCAUAAAUUAUCAGAACUUAAAAAGACACUACUUCGAUUAACUAUCAAUGUCUAGGACAGCAGCAAACUUUUACAAAUUCACAGCACCUUUCGGAUUGAUCAAAGCAAUUAACUUCAUGUAAUCUACUUUUGGACGGGAAACAAGCAGCAUUUGACGCAUGCACCGUUUUGAAAUGACCAGCGGUACAGAAUAAUCACUCUGUAAUCGCUCACUGGUUCUACCACAGCUAAAUGUGCAUGCUUAUUCAGUAAGCUAACCCAAACACUAAUUAAACCAACAUCGUAUAAACCAUUCGCAAGUUGGUAGCAAUGCGAGCACAUUUGGCAUACCUUCAGUGAUGUCCCCUUUGCUGUCAGAAAUCGAGCCAAGCUGUUACACUUCCAUAGUUGAACAUGCCUGGCCUUUGGAAUCUAUCCAAACGUCUUUGCGGCUUGAAAACGCCUUGGAAAUACCAGGCAUUCAAGCCAAAACAAUUGAGCCAGAUGUAACAUGCCACAACUUUUUCACUCCGCCUUCGUCCUUUCUUCAACCAGCAGCUUUUUCAACAGUUUGGCUCCUGUCCCGAUCUGGUAGAGCGAGUCGUUGACUCGAGUCAGCAUCUCGGGCCGACUUAUAGCCGGCGACGCGGGACAGGAGCGCUCUUCUUUUACAUCUUGCGCGCGAUUAAACGCCUUAUUGAUCCGUUUCAAGCUAUUGUUCACACUCACACUAAUGUCCUGAAGCUCUUGCAUUGUUUUUCCGAUGCCGUCGUCCUCGAUGCUAUCCUCUGGAGUCGCAUCUUCGCUGCCUGGAAGUCUCCUCGACGAGCAGUAUCUUUCUCGUCGUUCAGCUAAAGGGUCAUCCCUGCGUCUUCCACGGUCGCAAGGCUCGUAGUUUUCUCGCGAUCCCGUGCGUGCUGCGUCUCUCGACUUGUGACCUUGCCAGUUGGUCAUGAGAUCUCGAUAUCGCUCUUCGGGGCUCCUUUUCAUCGAUCUUUGGCAGUCUCGAUCGUCACCACCACGUCUCCUUGAGGCAUUAUUUUCUGAAGCAGACCUUUUCGGCAUUCGAGCAAGAGCUGGUGCUAUCAAGCUCUCAAACUCUUUGCAUUUCUUAUAUGGCCUAAGUAGUUGGGGCUUCAUCCCUUCUUCGAAGUCCAUAACCUGUGCUAGGACGUUUGCCAGUUCUUCGUUCAUAGUUCGUUCCACCUGAUGAAGCCCUUUUUCUAAACUUCGGAAAGUCAUGUCCAUGCGACCUUUGACAGUUUUCAAAAUCUGAUGAAAAUCUGGGGAUCCUUGGCGCUUAGAUGGCUGGUCUCGUCGACUCGUUCCAUUGCGCUGUAUUUGGCUGUUUCUUCCAGCACAAGGUCUGUCACCUUUACCGUUAUCUCUUCUACUUUUGUCAGGCUUCACAUUUUUAUUACCGUUUCUGUAAUCCAUGCCUGGUUGUUGACGCGUUGUUCGUUCGUCUUGCAUCGAAUUGCUCUGUAUUGAUCCAGAGACGCGAUUUUGAUCCCGAUCCCCACCCCGUCGUUUCGGAAAAUCGUCAACUAUCAUUCAAUUUUCGGGCAUACUCGAAAUUUAUGUACCUUGACAUAAGUAGGUUAAAUAUAAUAAAUGCAUUUUUAUUCACCUAUGAAACUUCUGACGCUUCCGACGCUGUUGCGCCAUUCAUAUUUUUUUUUUUCUGAACGUAAAAUGACUCAACUAAUUUCGUGACUGAGUGAGACCGAAACUUCCGUUUUGUUGAGGUCAAAAUUUUUGUUGCAAUAUAUGCAUCUGCUGAAUGGAGCAACAUAACUCCAUACAGCGCGAGAUCAGCUCAAGACUUAUUGUUGACAUUUCAAAGUGUACAUCAGCAGCAACUUUUGGGAGCUGUUGAAAAAUAUUUUUGAUAAAAGCACGAUAGGUGUUAUAUUUAUUUCUAAAUUUCAGCAGUUAUAAAUUUUCCGUACGUCUCCUAUUCUCCUACAUGAGUUGGUAAAUAAUGGGAUCAAGAGGCCGACGUGGCGAUCCAUCUGACCGCUGGAGCAACGAAUAUAUUGACCCGGAAACAGGUGAGCUCGUCAGGGAGGAGUACGACCGUCGUGUGGAGGACGUUUGCGGUGAGAAGUACGAGUACGAGCGCGCCAUCGUAACCCGGGAGCAGGCCGACGACAUGUCCUCGCGGCGGCGCGGCGGGGGCGGAGGGAGUAUGCGCGGCUGCGGUCGCUCGCGGGACCCGUGCUCUCGCGGUGGUGGAGGUCGAACCAGAAGCCGCGUUUCUGACGACAUGGACUGCGGCGGCGGCGGCGGCGGCGGCCGCGGGGGGUACCGCAGCAUGGUGCAGCCGCGGCCGCCCUUCCGCGACCCCUGCCGAAAGGAGGGUGACCCACCGAACCCAAACACUGACGAAGCGCUGGCCAAGGUGGAGGAAAAGUUCAACAACCUCGAGAAACAGCUGAAGGAGUCGUGUGAUAACCUCAACAGCGGACUCUGCAAGGUGCAAGCGUGCAUGACUGACGGCUUUUCACAGGUGAAUAGCAAAAUGAAGGAGAUUGAAAAGAACACCGAUAAGACAUUACAAAACAUCGACGAUCAGAUACGUUCUGCUGAAGAAGAGCUCAACAAGAGCCUGAGACUGCUGAGCAAUGACAUCGCUGAAACGCAAGAAACUUUUUGCAGAAAUCUCGACAAGGCAAAGAGAGACGUAGAUAAAAUGGAAAAGUUUUUCAAGAGAGAAAUAUGUGAAACCAUUAGGGAUCUCAAGACGAAUAACUGUUGAUGACUUUUGUUUUCGUUUUGCGUCCAGACGACUCCCAUCUUGUUUCACGUUUUUAUUUGAAAUUGCUCAUCUGCGAAAUGACUAGACUUUUUUGUUGACAAUAGUAUAGUAUGGUUUGUAAUAAAUGCAUGUAAAACAACA
Molecule: messenger RNA, 8205 nt
Organism: Amphibalanus amphitrite
Lineage: Eukaryota; Metazoa; Arthropoda; Thecostraca; Balanomorpha; Balanidae
Product: myosin-IIIb-like
Exons: 19
Coding region: 36-4373 (1445 amino acids)
Biological process (GO): actin filament organization; vesicle transport along actin filament
Cellular component (GO): myosin complex; cytoplasm; vesicle
Molecular function (GO): cytoskeletal motor activity; ATP binding; actin filament binding
Source: RefSeq, a predicted model, not a curated record